UCUAACGCGACGAGUCUGUCCGCAGAUGCUGCUGCUGAAACUGAGCUAGAGCUGGGGAUUAUUGCACAAGUCAGAGUGCUGGCUGGUGGCGAGUGUGUGGCUUUUCACCCACACUCAGUACUUUUCAUCUCUCGCUCUUCUUUCAUAUACUGUUGCUUUCUUAUUGAGUGACACGCGGACUAUGAAAAAUAUGACUUUCCGACGCGUAAAGAAGCUGAACUCAAACAAGCCGGACAGCGGGUCGCUGUGUCACGACAGUGGGGAGAUCUACUUUACGUCUUCCAAAUCGGACAGCUGUGGGACUGUGGAUCGUGGACCCUCAAACUCCACUGAGGUUUAUAAUUAUAAGACCCUCGCUUACUCUGGAGGGACCCUACCAAGGAACUUCAAAAAGAAUGGUGGGCUGCAAAAGUGGAAGCCCCUUUCACACUCUCCAGAACCACAAAGGAAAACAGUGACCCUGAUGAAGAAAGAGGAGGAGGCCUUUGGCUUUGAGAUCCAGACAUAUGGGCUGCAUCACCAGAGUGAGAACUCAGUGGAGAUGUGCACCUUUGUUUGCAAAGUCCACGAAGACAGUCCUGCCCAACUUGCAGGCCUUAAAGUCGGUAAGUGUGCUCACAUUAACACCACCCUUUAUGUUUGCUCCCGCUCUAAACCAGCAUUUGACACAGAGGCUAGAAUAUUCAGAGUGGUCCUUGGGGUCACAAGGAGUGCGCUAGAAACCGUCUAUAGUGACUCUAUACGAAAAGCAGAAUUGGAAGCCCGACUGCAGUAUCUAAAGCAAACCUUGCAUGAGAAAUGGGAUGAAUACAGAUCUCUAAUGGUGCAGGAGCAGCGGCUUGUGCAUGGCAUCGUCAUGAGUGAUGUGGCUGUGUAUGAGUCUCUGGAGUCAGCCGGUUUAUACGGUAGUCUGGGAGCUCCGAGCCCCGCAGCCAUGCGUGCGUUAUGUGGCACCGGGAGCACGGGCAGCAGCAUCAGCCAUCUUAGUGCUGCCACAACUGAGGAUGACCCACUCUACCAAACCUGCAUCUUCCAGGGGGAGCGUUCCAACAACGCCAGCAACGACGAGCUCGACUCAAACCAAGAGAAGACUCAAAGCGGCCGUCCACGCCUCAUCCGACCCGCCAGCGAGCUCUUCGCUACUGCCAAGACCACCUUGACCCGCAGCGCCAGCACACGCAGUUACCUGAGGGGCCCGCCGUCGUCAUCCUCGGUGCCUAACGGAGAGAAACAGCAGUGCGGAGGGUUCAGCACACUGCAGCGCAAACCCAAACAGAAGAGCUUCAGGCGGAGGCUGUUGAAGUACAUUCCCGGACUAAACCGACCCCUGGAAGAGGAGGAAAGCAAACUGUGAGAAACAAAAGCGAACUGAGAAUUCAAAGACUCCCUUUGCCAAAGACUAAAUGUUUAAAAUGAGCGAAAAGGAAACUGAAGACCAAAAGUGGACACCAAGAUAAACCAAAGAAUCCAGUGAUGAUAAAACAGUGUUUUCAUCUUGUUUUCUGAGAAAAAUUGAGAGCCUGUUUGGUCAAGUUGGUAAUAAUUUUAAGUGUGCCAAAAGCAUCUGAAUACAAAACAUUAGCUUAAGAUUGGAUGGGCAAUUUAAAUAUUAUUUUAGACUUGAAGUAUUCAGAUUAGUCUAAAAUGCUGAAAGUAGAUGUGGAUGUCUGUUUGUCGCUGGAAUAUUGUUUAAAAUUCUGUAACAAAUAAUAUAACAGUUAACAAGACCCAAAAAUGUGGACCAGUGUGUCUUAUUCACUUUGUCAACUCCUUUAACUAGUUUAACAUUGUCUAACUUUAUUUCCUGGUGCACAUUUUGCACCUAAAUCAAGAAGCAA
Messenger RNA from Sinocyclocheilus anshuiensis, 1838 nucleotides. Its product is annotated as general receptor for phosphoinositides 1-associated scaffold protein-like. The transcript is spliced from 7 exons. Bases 182 to 1354 code for a protein of 390 amino acids. Gene Ontology annotation, molecular function: protein binding. The record is from RefSeq and is a predicted model, not a curated record. Lineage: Eukaryota; Metazoa; Chordata; Actinopteri; Cypriniformes; Cyprinidae.